Microbotryum saponariae is the source of this 1744-nucleotide messenger RNA. Lineage: Eukaryota; Fungi; Basidiomycota; Microbotryomycetes; Microbotryales; Microbotryaceae. The record is from the annotation of a GenBank genome assembly.
AUGUCGUCACAAAAGGAGAUCAAGCUGCCCAUGUUCACUGAGCACCAGGACCCCAUGUCGUCAAAGUCGAUGAUGGACACCGGCAUGUCCGAAUCCAAGCUGUCGAUGCAGGCCCCGCCUCAGCAUGUUGUCAGCAAGACUGAACCGACCAAGAUUUGGCCAGGUACGUGUUUUUCGGCAGGUACAAUGACAUCUUGUCGGUGCCCAAAAGCGCGCGAGGGGAUCCUUGGUGCGACAGAAGCUACCCACAAUCGACGUGGAUGUAUGCCGACAGUGCUUGUCCGGCAGCAACACUCAACUGACAGCGUCUGUACCUCCGGUAAUCCAUCAGGCUACAUCAUAAUGAUCUGGAUCUGCCUCUCGAGUGGCGUCAGUAAGUCGCACAGUCCUCUCGUCCUCACUCGCAAUUGAGGUCGGAAGGCUCGCUUCGGACUCCGCGUCCAGCCUCAUCUGGCUGGGCUUGCCUCCUCUCUCGCCGGCGAAUGCAAUCGGCGAUGGGCCCCGCCCCGUCGGUGACAAGGUAUUGGCGCUAAUCACAAAACUUCACUCCCGUACCAGUCAUUCAAAAUGCAUGGAUCUUGAGGACACUCAAGUUCGAGUGAGUCGACUCUAGAGGGGUGGCCAGCUUUCAGCGAUGUCGAACCCCUCCCCCCACCCCCCCCAGCCAAACCGACCGAGUUCGCGAGCUGACCCUGACGUACAUCUGCUUCGCUCAUUGUCACGAUCUGAUCCUACAGUUAGUGAGUGGUUUUUGACAUACCUGUACCUCAGACGAGACAAAAAAACUGACGUACCUGCCUCUUUGGCUCGUUUCCCACCUUGACAGCCCGAUCUUCCUCACCACCUGGCAUCUCGUGUUCGCAACCAUCGGCACACGACUGCUUCUUCGUUUCACACAUCUCCUCGAUGGGAUUGAUGCGCUGCAAAUGUCGUGGGAUCGCUGGUUCCGCAACAUCGUGCCCAUCGGCGCCCUCUUCUCGGUACGUCUCCCCGAGCGGACUAUGGAGAGUCACAUGUAACCGGUUGCUGAUACAUCCCCUUGGACUGGAUCAUAUAGGCUUCACUCAUCUUCUCCAACCUCGCCUACCUCACUCUCUCGGUUUCGUUCAUCCAAAUGCUCAAGGCCUUCACCUCGGUGGCCGUCCUCGGUCUGUCGGUCGUCGCUGGCCUCGAAAAGAUGAAUCCUCGAACGUUCAUGAUCGUCAUCGCCAUCUCGAGCGGUGUCGCGUUGGCUUCAUUCGGCGAGAUCGAUUUCGUCUUGAGCGGUUUCAUCUGCCAGACGCUUGGCAUCAUGUUCGAAGCCGCGCGACUGGUCUCGAUCCAAAAGCUCCUUACCGGCCUCAAGAUGGGACCUCUGCAGAGCUUGUACUUCUUCGCCCCCGUCUGCGCCGGCUUGAACGCGCUAUUGAUCCCCUUCUUCGAAGGCUGGGCUCCCUUCGAGAACGCCUUGUCCCAAGUUGGUGCACCGAUCCUACUCGGCAAUGCGAUGACGGCUUUCUCGCUCAACGUCGCCGUUGUCUUUUUGAUCGGGUGCGCGAGCUCGCUCGUGUUGACCUUGUCCGGCGUCGUCAAGGACAUCCUCUUGGUCGGUGGUUCGGUGCUGCUCAUGGGUUCGACCGUCACCUUCACACAAAUGCUCGGCUAUUCGAUCGCAUUGGUUGGGCUGUUCGUCUUCAAGACCAAGCAAGAGGUGCUUGACCACACCAUUCUUCGCGUCAGGGGGCUCCUGUCGGGAGGUCGUUAA